This is a messenger RNA of Westerdykella ornata, 1597 nucleotides long. RefSeq names its product P-loop containing nucleoside triphosphate hydrolase protein. Gene Ontology annotation, molecular function: GTP binding; GTPase activity. Gene Ontology annotation, cellular component: mitochondrion. The transcript has a single exon. Lineage: Eukaryota; Fungi; Ascomycota; Dothideomycetes; Pleosporales; Sporormiaceae. Bases 116 to 1597 code for a protein of 493 amino acids. The record is from RefSeq and is a predicted model, not a curated record.
CGACAUGACAAGCUCUCUUCACCUGCCUCGAGACGACAUGAUACGAUAGCUUCACCAAUUCGUUUGGCGUCACCAUGCAGUACCUUCCUCCUUGUAUAUUAACCCGUCGCUCACCAUGUUCUUUGUACCACGAUUCAGGCCCUUAGGACUCGGCCAUGUUUACCGAUGUUCAAGUUCAUUGAGAUACCGGAAUGCUGGCUUAUUAAAGAGAUACGGCGGAGCUUCGGAAAGAUAUGUAUCGAGUGAUGUAGCGCCAUCUAUAUCUUCCGGAACCGCGUCGGCAGCAGCAACAGAGCCAGCCGCAUCGACCCCGGCAUCAGUCCCAGCAUCCGCACCAUCGGCGCGCGCAUCAGACUCCACACCUUCACCCCCACGACCCAGCGGCAACGAUGCCAACGACAAAGACGCCCCCUUCACCCCGCGCACGACCUUCCCCUCGCUCCCGUCGCUCCCGCGCUCCUACUUCCUAGGGCACCACAAGGCCGGGCUCGAGAAGAUGAAGGGCCUGCUCAACACCAUCGACCUGGUCCUCGAGUGUCGCGACUACCGGGUACCCGUAACGUCGCGCAACCCCUUGUUCGAGGAGGCGUUGGAGGGCAAGGAGAGGGUCAUUGUGUUCACGAAGAGGGAUCUGGGUGGUGCUGACGGUGGGGUUGAGGAGAGGUUAAGGCGGUGGUGUUUAGGACGGGGCAAGGAGAAGGGGAAGGGGGUUGUCGGGGUGUUGUUUACGAGGGGUGUGGAUACGUCGAUGACUGCGGAUAAGAGGGCUGCUGCCGCGGGGAGCGGUGGGAGUGGGAGGAAGAGUCUGGAUCAGGUGAUUCGGUUCCUGAGGGAGCAUGCGCGGGGAAGGUGGAAGCUUGUCGGGCACAGGGUUUUGGUCGUGGGGAUGCCGAAUGUGGGGAAGAGUACGCUGUUGAAUGGACUCCGGGGAGUGGGGAUGCGCGGGGGGAAGACAAAGGUGGCGAGGACGGGGGCGCAGCCCGGGGUGACGAGGAAGGUCGGGACCGGGGUCAAGGUUGUGCCUGGGGAGGAUGAUGUGGAUGAGUUUGGUAAUGAGGAGGGGGAGGGGAAGAAGAGGAAGGCAAAUGAGGGCGUCGGAGGCGGUGUCUACGUCCUCGAUACCCCCGGCGUCUUCAUCCCGUACGUGCCCUCGUCAACAGCCAUGAUGAAACUCGCGCUGGUUGGCUCGGUCAAGGAUACCAUCAUCCCGCCCGUCCUGCUGGCGGAUUACCUCCUCUUCCACCUCAAUCGCGUGGAUCCGGCUCUGUACAGGGACUUUUCGCCGCCGACCAACGACGUAGUGAGAUUUUUGGAGAAUGUGGCGAGGAAGUUGGGGAGGAUUGGGAAGGGCGGGAAGGUCGAUGUCGAGGCGAGUGCGAUUUGGGUCGUGCAGAGGUGGAGGAGGGGGGAGUUGGGGAGGUUUGUGCUGGAUGAUGUUGGGGAGGAGGCGUUGAGGAGGGAGGAGGAGGGGGAGGGGGGUGGGGUGUGGGGGUUGGGCGAGGGGGUGGUGAGUUUGAAUCAGGCGAGGAGGGCGGAGAGGGAGAGGAGGAGGGAGAGGGGGAGGGCGAGGGCCAGGGGGAAGGGGAUGGUGGUUUGA